Messenger RNA from Zingiber officinale, 1524 nucleotides. RefSeq lists its product as uncharacterized. The record is from RefSeq and is a predicted model, not a curated record. Lineage: Eukaryota; Viridiplantae; Streptophyta; Magnoliopsida; Zingiberales; Zingiberaceae. The transcript is spliced from 6 exons. The coding region runs from base 1 to 1524 and encodes 507 amino acids.
AUGGUUUGGUCUUCGGUUUUCGACAAGCGCCGAGCUGAUUCCACCCCGCACUCGGCUCCGCCUCCUCCGGCGGGGAACUUGGAAGUGGAGGAGCCCUUGUACGAGAAGCGCAUACGUCUCCACAAGAGGGCUAGGGACGCGAGCACUUCGAGUGAGCAGGCUUUGUACAAUAAUGUGCUUGGGGAACCUGGGCCGUUGGGUCUUCGCCUCAGGAAGAGUCCGUCUCUACUUGAUAUGAUUCAGAUGAUGCCUUCUCAGUCAAAUGCAGAUAAAACUUUAUGCGUCACAAGCUUGAAGGGCUCGAAAGUUGGUGAAAAAUCAAAUUUCUCAGCUUCUUUGAACUCAUUGAGCAAGAUCAAAGCUUCGCAUUUUCAUGCGUCAUUAUUGAGGAUUGGGACAUGGGAGUUUGUGUCUAGAUCUGAAGGUGAUUUAGUGGCGAAAUGUUACUUCGCCAAAAGUAAACUUCUAUGGGAAUUUCUCGAAGGUGGCUUGAAGAGCAAGAUUGAGUUUCACUGGUUCGACAUUACUGCAAUUAAGACAGUAUUUUUUGAAGGUGGCCAUGGGGCUUUGGAUAUUGUGUUGGCAAGACCACCUCUUUUCUUCCGAGAGAUUGAUCCUCAACCAAGGAAGCAUAUACAGUGGCAAGCAACUCAAGAUUUUACCAAUGGCCAAGCAUGCAUACACAGGAGGCAUCUACUUCAAUGUCCUCAGACCUCGUUGAGCAAGAAUUUUGAGAAACUUAUUGAUUGUGAUCCUCAUUUGAAACAACUUAGUCAGCAACCUGAUAUUAUAUUAGAAUCACCUUACUUUGAUCCGCUACUUAGUCAACAACAUGAUAUUAUAUUAGAAUCGUCUUACAUUGAUCCGUUACUUAGUCAGCAAUCUGAUAUUAUAUUAGAAUCACUUUACUUUGAUCAUCAGUACCAUGAUGUUAUAUUAGAAUCAUCUUACUUUGAUCCUCAGUACUCAGUUUUGGAAGAUCAAAAUGAUUUUAAAAGUCAUAUUAAUGAAGUUAUUAAGGAUGAUUCUAGAACCACUUUCUCCGACUUUUACAAACCUGGUCCCCCUAGCGCAACAUCAUCAAUCUCCAAUAAGGCGGAAACACAGGAUUCUCUCGGGAGGACACCUGCUUUUGAUUCAAAAUACACUCCUUCACCAUGCUCAGUUGAGGAGUUGGCUUCAGGAAAUACAUCAUUGCCUUGCGACACUCUAUUCGACAAACAGAUGGACUAUAUAUCACAAUUACUUGACAAUGAUUCUCAGUCUUCUGUUGCUUCUGAUGAACAAUCCAUCAUCUCGAGGGUCAAUUCCCUUCGCCGCCUGAUCCAACAAGAUACAGUGACCAGUACGACGACAAAUAGCCAAGUGAAUGAUCAGGAUGGCAAUGCCAACGAUGCACAAGUUGGUGCUGGAUCCUACGAUGAACCUUAUUCAACACCAAAGGCCGAGCUAUUAUUGGAAUUUAUGAUGAUUCCUCGAGUAGCCUCGUUUCCACGAGUUCUUUCUCAAUCCUACUUGAUGUAG